Aspergillus japonicus CBS 114.51 is the source of this 915-nucleotide messenger RNA. RefSeq names its product CoA-dependent acyltransferase. Bases 120 to 848 code for a protein of 242 amino acids. The record is from RefSeq and is a predicted model, not a curated record. NCBI's taxonomy places the organism in Eukaryota, Fungi, Ascomycota, Eurotiomycetes, Eurotiales, Aspergillaceae. Gene Ontology annotation, cellular component: cytoplasm. The transcript has a single exon. Gene Ontology annotation, molecular function: phosphopantetheine binding; catalytic activity. Gene Ontology annotation, biological process: amino acid activation for nonribosomal peptide biosynthetic process; secondary metabolite biosynthetic process.
ACCCAUCUCUUCACAAUCUCAGGAUAGCUUCGAGCAUAGUUGUGAAACACCCGUGAUCCUACGGUCGGAAAUCGUUCAUCCUCGCGCAGGUACUCGUGGAGCCCUUCGUUUAAGUUCCCAUGCUGGGCUCGGAGCUCCUCCUUUGGCGUCUGCAGAGCAUCCUUGGUUUCAGGGGCGCUGGUCGAAGUAUCCAGGCUCAGGCCAGUGCCGAUGGCAAUACUGUAUCGCGGGCCACUGCCGGGGGCAGGAGGAAUCACACGGUGCCAGGUGGCCUUCCGAUCCUCGAAUCGCUCCGGAAGAGAAGCCGAGAGGAGUCAACCACUCCGCGAUCCAUGGUACUAGCUGGCUGGGCGUCUGCAGUUGGCCAUCAGCUAGGUCGCCAGACCGUGGCAUUCGGCAUCGUAGCCGCAGGACGACAUGGGAUCCCAGAAGGAGUGGUGGGAUCAUGUCUGAAUUUCCACCCCUGCACCGUGCAGACUAACGCAGGCCUCAGGAUUGAAGAGAUCUCUCGGACUGUUCAGAAGGAGAUGGCCGAGGCAGUGGCGUAUGAAGGAUGUCCAUUGGACGCGAUCCAACGCGUGGUUACCGGUGGACAGCCUCUUUUCAACAGUGUUGUGAAUUAUCGUAAAUUCGACAACGUAGCACAGACCGCACGGAGAUCGGUCGAGUUUAAGACAGAAUCUAUCCGGGAUCUCUGGGCCUAUGCUUAUUUCCUUGGGGUGGAGGAAGUUGAGGAUCGGCUACAGGUGGAUUUUCAGUGGUACGAGGGUCGCGUGGAUGAGGCCUGCGCUUUGCGGCUGCUGGACUUAUUCAUCGAUAGUCUUGGGAAACUGGCACGGCAAAGCUGACAGGGCAUAACUUGAUGUUCUUUCAAUACACUCUUAGAUAAUAGACUGAAGUGGCCGUACAUUCUUC